AUGUUGAUCUUUCUUUCUUUCUUUCUUUCUUUCUUUCUUUCUUUCUUUCCCCAAUUUUAUCUCCUGUUAUUCCUAAUUACUUUUUUAUUUCUUCACGUUGAUCUUUCUUUCUUUCUUUCUUUCUUUCUUUCUUUCUUUCUUUCUUAUUCUUCUCCUCCCCUCUAUAUCUUCUUCAGAACAGAAGCCAUUUGUGAAGCUGCAGCGCGCCUUCUCUUCAUGAGUGUUAAAUGGGUAAAGAGCAUACCCGCGUUCCUCAGUCUACCUUCACUCGACCAAAUCCUCCUCUUGGAAGAAGGAUGGCGGGAACUGUUUGUUCUUGGAGCUGCCCAAUUUCAAAUGCCACUGGAAUCAGGUCCGUUGUUACUAUCUGCAGGUGAGACUUUCUGCACGGCAAUUUUCGCUUUCAAGUUUGGUUGGGGGAGGCGUAUAAUAAGUGGGAGAGGAGAGUAUUGUCUUCUUCUUCUUCUCCCACUCCUUCUUCUUCUUCUUCUUCUUCUUCUUCUUCUACCACUUCUAUCACUUCUACCACUUCUUCUUCUUCUUCUUCUUCUUCUUCUUCUUCUUCUUCCCACUUCUAUCACUUCUACCACUUCUUCUUCUUCUUCUUCUUCUUCUUCUUCUACCACUUCUUCUUCUUCUUCUUCUUCUUCUUCUUCUUGUCGUGUUCCUUAG
Acanthosepion pharaonis is the source of this 672-nucleotide messenger RNA. Lineage: Eukaryota; Metazoa; Mollusca; Cephalopoda; Sepiida; Sepiidae. The record is from the annotation of a GenBank genome assembly.